Molecule: messenger RNA, 1144 nt
Organism: Cryptococcus deneoformans JEC21
Lineage: Eukaryota; Fungi; Basidiomycota; Tremellomycetes; Tremellales; Cryptococcaceae
Exons: 3
Coding region: 81-911 (276 amino acids)
Source: RefSeq, a predicted model, not a curated record
AACAAAUCCAUCUCUCACCACCACCAACGAAUUUUCAGCGCGUACACUUACAGAACCACAUACUUACACAGCUUCCCAUCAUGCCUCACAAGCGCGCCAAGAGAUCUGUUAGGGAGGCGGAGACAGCCAAAAAAGGCAAAAACCUUCCCCCAUCGUCUGACGGAAACCCCUACGACGACACACCCCGCUCAGCAGCGCGUAUCCUCAAUUCAUUUGCUGUUCAACAAAAGUUUCACGAAUCCGGUCGAAAAACCAGUGAAGACACUGGUACUCCACGGAAUUCCGCCACUCCCGGGGUGAAUGGGAAGGGUAAAGGGAAAGAAAAAGAGGGUCUUCCCAAAAUAUUACCGCAAGAGACUCUUGCCGAAUACAAUCGCCGUAUCGAAUCGCUCCUCCGUCCAUCUGUAUCACAAGCCAUCCAAAAAGCCGAAUCCAUCCGGGCCGCUGAAGCUGCAGACUUGAAACGAACAAAGAAGGAGAAUAAGAGACGAGCAAGAUUGGAAAAGCUUGUGAAGGAGGGCAAAGUGGAUAAGAAGGUUUUGGAAGAUUUUGAGAAGGGUGUGAAGGAGAAAAAGCGCAAGAGGGAGAUGGGAGAUGAAGGGGAUAGUGAAGAGGAAAAAGAUGAGGAGGAAGCGGGAGCCAAGUCCAAGCAGGCGAAGGAGACAAAGACGUUUGCACCGAUGCCUCAGCCUAGAAGACUGAACGAUAUCGUCCAGGCGCCACCGACGUUACCUACGCUGCGCAAAGCAAAGGACCAGAAGGAGGGUAAAGGUGUAUAUGGAGCUGUGGGCAAUGGCGGCAAAAUGCCUCUGAAUGCUGGACAAAAGAGGAUUCUCGAAGAAGAGAGAGAACGGGUUGUCAGGAUGUACCGCGAGAUGAAGGCUGCCAGGGAAGCAAAGAACAAGAAAUAGAUAAUGAAAUGUAGAUCUCAGCCUUGUGCCUGUACAUGUACCAUAUACGCAUUUUAUCUUGGAUUGCGUUUGAGCCAUGGCAUUCAUCUGAUAACAGUUACAAACCCCUCCCAUACCGUGCCUGCUCCAUCCCUCAAAAGUCCUCUCUCGGCACUUUUUUUGAUUUACUCGAGCUCCUCAAGGUCGCUCUUCUUCACCUCAGCCUCAUCAAAGUUGUCCACCAAAUCAGGGAU